AUGGACUCUCUAGCAGCCGCCGAGACCCCCCUCGUCUCCGCCAUGGACCUCUUCAACCUUCAAGGCAAGCAGGCCCUCGUCACAGGCGGUUCGCGAGGCAUCGGGGCCGCUAUGGCGCACGCCUUGGCCGAUGCAGGCUGCUCGGUCUGCAUCGCCCAGCACGAUGUCACCAAUACGGCUGUCACGGAUGCCAUCCGGGCCAAAGGGGUGCGGGCUGAGGUCCUCCAGUGCGAUCUCAGCAACAUGGACGAGGCGCGCGGGUUAUUCCCCAAAGCGCUGGAGGUGAUGGGCGGCCAGAUCGAUAUCCUAAUCAACUGCGCGGGCCUGUUGCACCGGAAACCGUCAGUAGAUGUAACCGAGCAAGAGUGGGAUAGUGUGAUUGACGUCAACCUCAAGGCGCUAUUUCUCGUCUGCCAAGGUGCCGGGCGACAUAUGAUCCCUCGGCGGUCCGGCAAAAUCAUCAACGUGUCGUCUCUGAAUAGCUUUAUCGGCGGUGAGAUCGUUGCGUCGUAUGCUGCAUCUAAGGGGGCCGUGUCGCAGUUGACCAAGUCUUUGAGCAAUGAGUGGGCCCGGUAUAAUAUCCAGGUGAACGCGAUCGCGCCUGGCUCCGUCGCUACGGACAUAAACACGGAUCUCCGCUCCGAUCCAGAGCAAUAUGCAGCUCGCGUCGCCCGCUGUCCGGCCGGUCGAUGGGGGCUGCCAGCCGACUUUGCAGGUGUGACUCUGUGGCUAUCCAGCGCGGCGAGCCAGUUUGUGACGGGAUCAGUGGUUGUUGUAGAUGGAGGGUUCUUAGGGCGAUGA
This is a messenger RNA of Penicillium lagena, 801 nucleotides long. RefSeq lists its product as uncharacterized. The transcript is spliced from 3 exons. The coding region runs from base 1 to 801 and encodes 266 amino acids. The record is from RefSeq and is a predicted model, not a curated record. Gene Ontology annotation, molecular function: oxidoreductase activity, acting on the CH-OH group of donors, NAD or NADP as acceptor. NCBI's taxonomy places the organism in Eukaryota, Fungi, Ascomycota, Eurotiomycetes, Eurotiales, Aspergillaceae.